Zeugodacus cucurbitae (melon fly) is the source of this 920-nucleotide messenger RNA. It is a transcript of the gene mRpL47, whose product is annotated as 39S ribosomal protein L47, mitochondrial. The transcript is spliced from 5 exons. The coding region runs from base 39 to 869 and encodes 276 amino acids. Gene Ontology annotation, biological process: mitochondrial translation. Lineage: Eukaryota; Metazoa; Arthropoda; Insecta; Diptera; Tephritidae. Gene Ontology annotation, molecular function: structural constituent of ribosome. Gene Ontology annotation, cellular component: mitochondrial ribosome; mitochondrial large ribosomal subunit. The record is from RefSeq and is a predicted model, not a curated record.
GAAUUGCUUCAUGCAUUAAUAAUACUUUUAAGAGGAAAAUGAGUUCGGUUUUAAAAAUAUUGAAUGCGGCAAAAACUGUAAAAUUCGUUUGUACGAGUAUCUCAAAUAAAUGUGUGACUCCUUUAUUAUUGAACAGAAUACAAUGCCAGCAACAACAAAUAUAUCAGAAUGCUCCUUUGGUUGAUUUGAGUGCGCGAUCAUUCCAUUGUACCAGUCCAUGCCGAGAUCUGAUGGAAUUUUUUGAUGAUCCCAAAAACUGGUCAGAAAAUGAAGUGAAAGUUGGUCGAGCGUGGAAGCUGGAAGAAUUGCGUAUAAAAUCAAAUAAAGAGUUGCACCAAUUGUGGUAUGUUCUACUUAAAGAGCGAAACAUGCUGUUAACAAUGGAACACGAAUGCAAUGAUAAAAUGGAAUUAUUUCCUAGUCCAGAGCGUGUAGAUAAGGUUAAAAUAUCAAUGGACAACUUGGAAACGGUUGUGCGUGAGAGAAAUAAAGCAUACCAUCUCCUGGAAACCGGUGAAACUGGAGAGCGACCCACUCGUCUAGUACACAAUGCACUUGGUUUAAGGCAUCUAUAUAGAUCUUGCGAACAUGUGUUGCCCCCACAUAUGAACACAAAAUGGAUAAAAUCGCGUAGUAUUGGUUACGGAGGGCGAGCAGUCCGAAAAUUCCUGUUAUUAUAUCGCGAAAAGUUGUACAAUAUAAAACGAAAGGCUAAGAAUCGUUCCCGCAAUGAAGUCAUGAUGAUGUUGCGACGCAAUCCGAAUAUUGAUAUUCAAAUUCUUCGAAGGAAAUAUCCAGAUGUCGAUGUUGAUAAACUAUUGAGAGAUGAUAAAACGCGCGGACACUUUGUGCCGAAAGUGGAUAUCUAAUUGCUAUGCAACAUCCUAAAAAUAUAUAAAUAAAAUUAUAACACCAAUUUA